AUGUCACCUUUGGUUAAUAAUAGUGAAUCACCACCACCGCCAUUAGAUAUGGAUGGUACUAAACAAAGACUAAAUAAAACAAAUUUUCAAAAGGAAAAGCAUAAAAGAAAAAUUGCUGAAUCUGUUAAAGCAAUAAUAGAAUGUCUUGGUAAAGGUCAG
Entrophospora candida is the source of this 159-nucleotide messenger RNA. NCBI's taxonomy places the organism in Eukaryota, Fungi, Glomeromycota, Glomeromycetes, Entrophosporales, Entrophosporaceae. The record is from the annotation of a GenBank genome assembly.